GUCAAUUAAUCCUAGGAACCAACUGAUUUGUCCCAUCUUUCCCCCGCAACAAUCGUCAUCCAUGUACAAUGGUGCCUAUUGUCGUUACCACAUCAUGUUGCACUCCGCCACAAGCGAGUUCCGAUUGAAGCCAUUCGUCGACUCUGUCCCCGACAAUGUUGGAAAAGGGGCAUACUAUUCAGGUUUCAGUUUCAUUGUUCCGACGGGAACCACAGGCGGUAAUGGCGGAGAAGGAGGAGGAAGGUGUGACUACGAUCACGAGGCGGAUGCUUCCCGGCAGUAUAGUCGGCGCCGGUGGUGGGUUGAUUCCUCAACUGACACAGAACUUGGGAAAGAGGUGAAAUGCGCUGGAGAUCAAAUUUUGGCGAAAUGGAUGAGAUUUUGAAAUUUGAGUAUGGAAAUCCUUUGGAAGACACAAAGACGACACCUACCAUUGCAAUUAACACCUCCCUAGUUCCCACUGUUUGUGUCCUCUGAUUCUCCCUGCCAUCGAAAUCAAAUCCCAGCAGCGUCGUUCCCUUAUCCCCCUCGCAGGAAUCAACUCUCCGUCGUCGUCUGUCCAAGGUGUGAAUCAACAAAGGUGCAUUCAAUCUACAUGAAAAGUUUGAAAUCGCCGUCGACGGUGGAAAUCAAUGACGGUCGGUGGCUGGCAGUGGGAAUCGGUGGCUGACAGGCAACAGUGGACAAUGGCGACUAGGUGAUAGUGAUGGAGUGUGGAUUAAGUUUUUUAAUGGGUUUGUUAAAAUGAAUACAUGCUAAAAAU
Linum trigynum is the source of this 763-nucleotide messenger RNA. Lineage: Eukaryota; Viridiplantae; Streptophyta; Magnoliopsida; Malpighiales; Linaceae. The record is from the annotation of a GenBank genome assembly.